Messenger RNA from Pecten maximus, 2617 nucleotides. RefSeq lists its product as uncharacterized. Lineage: Eukaryota; Metazoa; Mollusca; Bivalvia; Pectinida; Pectinidae. The coding region runs from base 198 to 524 and encodes 108 amino acids. The record is from RefSeq and is a predicted model, not a curated record. The transcript has 4 exons.
CCUGGAAUAGCGACCGUAUACCUGUGACGGGUUGUCCCAGGGAGUGGUGGAGGCGUUGGAAUGGUGGGCACACCUUUCCGACAUUUCUGGACGUGUAAUUAUGAGGCCAGUAUAUUGUGUGUGGCGUUCUGAGAUAUAUUUCGACUCUAAAUUUCUGUAACUUAUUAAUACGCAAACCUAGUUGCCCCACCCCCGGGAUGCCGAUCGCCAGUGGUGCCCUGGGAUGGCCUCGGAGUUAUUGGUCUCCGCCCCCACGGACCGUUUUCUCCAGAAAGAAAGUGUAUCCACAUGCUAUCGACUGGGCGAGACGGAGGGCUGAGGAACUAAAACAGAGGAGGCAGGGUCGGGUUCGCAAGAGGAAUAAGACUCGGAAAAGGAUGAUGUCACAAGGAGAUCGCCGGAAGUUAAAGAAGAGAUGUCUCAUUGCCAUUGUCAUCGUUGUCAUCGUGCUUGUGCUUGGAGCUGCUGCAUUUCUCAUCUGGUGGUUUAUUUUUAAAGACAAUCCAAACUGCAGCCUUCGGUGAUUUCAAUUAAAGGACAUCUUUAUGCAAGAACGCUUUAUUAUCUUAAUCUAUUAACGGAAUUCAAUGACGUCAUGAUGUGACGAGGAAAAACAAUUCAUGAUAGACAUAAACAUUUAUAUGUCAUCAAAGCAAUAGGACAAAGAAUGUUACCCUUAUGGGCAAUCGGAACACCACUCGGGUCUUUCCGUCAUGUCUCCGGAAGUCUUCGGGAAAUUCCGAAUAUAUGACAGAGACGGAAAGGCCCGAAAGUCUUCGGUAAAUUCCGAAUUAUGACGGAGUGGUUUUCCGGUCGCCCUUACGGAUAUUAAUAUAUGUAAAUAGAAUUUCAAGUUGAAGAUUGAUAUAACGUACAGGCGGUGGUACAGAUAAGAAUCUUAUUGUUACAAUGUUUGCGGUCGUUAUUUUUUCAGCUUUCAUUUUGACUUCACAACCAAAAUACAAUCGGAAACACUUCUUGAUCCGAGUUGUUUAGGUUUAUUUGCCAUGAUCCUUGUAAUCAUUCUGAUGAUAAAGAACUAAAAUGUCCGACAGGUUUUUUUUCAGACUACGAAAUCGGUAUUGACUCCAAUAACAUGAGAAAACCCGUUUUAAGGUAGGCAACCUAAUUCACGAAAUAUUAAACCCCAAUACUUGUAUCUGCGAUAUAUAUCUAUUAUCAAGUAACUUUUUGAGAAAAAAAAACUAAAAAGAAAAAAAAAUUACAUCAAAAUUACCAAGCACAAACUUUAUAUCGCAAAUAGAAGAUGAAAUACUAAAAAGAAAAAAAAAUUAAAUAAAAAUUACCAAGCACAAACUUUAUAUCGCAAAUAGAAGAUGUGGUCUUAUUGCAAAGGAUGGUUCCCCAGGGGCUAUAUUAAUUUCAUGAUUUCUGUGUUGUGGAGGAAUAAGGGAGAUAAAUAGGGUCAAUGCGUCUGUUUAUCAUGGUGGCUGAAUUCGGCCAUGUUUAUAGCUAGUGGUUUCUGUCAUUGGCAGCCUCAUUAAGAUACAGAUCAUCAUUAUACACUGCGUUAUUAUGUCAUGCUAUAAAUGAAGUUUUUUUCAUCCUUAAUUAACAAAUUAACAUCAGUGUAUAUGAACACAAAUGAAUUACGUACAUCUGGUUUGUACUUUGGGCCUACAACAAUUGUUGUUAACAAGAUGGGCAGUAACGUUUGUCUUCAUUUCAAUAUAUUUAUUUAUUUGUUUAUUUAUUUAUUUAUUUGCUUAUUUAUUUAUUUGCUCAUUAUUUUUGUCAGUAUGGGACUUUGUUUAUCAAAACGUCGGUUACGCAUGUGUUUAAAGGUUGGAUCCGUGGGCAAAGGGGAGUAACUCUGUGAUCCUUAAGACUUGUAAACUUGCACUAAGAAAGAUAGUACUAACUCUCACCUCUACCCCCUGAUAUCAAUUUGAAAUGUUAAAUCGGACCAACAUGAUCGUCGUUUAUAAUUAUCUAAUGAUAUUUUUAGUUUGAAUUGUGCUGUAAGAUGCCUGAUUGGUUUGUUUUUAUUAUUCGGUUCUCAUUUUGAGAGCUUAGCAUUCCAUUGUUUUACUUAGAAUCAAAAGAACACACGUUUUCCCUAUUCAGAGUCCUUAUUUUGAGAGCGUGACAUUCCAUUGUUUUACCUAAAAUCAGAAGAACACACGUUUUCCCUAUUCAGAGUACCUUAUUUUGAGAGCGUGACAUUCCAUUGUUUUACCUAAAAUCAGAAGAACACACGUUUUCCCUAUUCAGAGUCCUUAUUUUGAGAGCGUGACAUUCCAUUGUUUUACCUAAAAUCAGAAGAACACACGUUUUCCCUAUUCAGAGUACCUUAUUUUGAGAGCGUGACAUUCCAUUGUUUUACCUAAAAUCAGAAGAACACACGUUUUCCCUAUUCAGAGUACCUUAUUUUGAGAGCGUGACAUUCCAUUGUUUUACCUAAAAUCAGAACACAAAUUUACAUGUGUAUGUUUUUGUUCGUAUAUUUAAUGUUGUUUGUUUUGUGUCAGAAUUAGGCCCACGGAUUUGUUUGUCGUUUUUUCAGUACAGCACAGUAUAAUGUUUAAUAUGGUAUAACAUUAUCAUCGUGCCUGUACGACAAAUUGUUUUUGUAAAUAAAAUAAAUGUUGCUUUA